Molecule: messenger RNA, 3663 nt
Organism: Colletotrichum costaricense
Lineage: Eukaryota; Fungi; Ascomycota; Sordariomycetes; Glomerellales; Glomerellaceae
Product: WSC domain-containing protein
Exons: 4
Coding region: 1-3663 (1220 amino acids)
Source: RefSeq, a predicted model, not a curated record
AUGAGGACCACACAGUUGUCUUUCGUUGUUCUUUCUGCGUCUUCUCUCGCUAAUGCACUCGCUUAUCCACCUGGCAUUUACAAACGCGCGGCGCCUCCCGCAACUCUCCCUCACGGCUACACCUACAAGGGCUGUUAUGUCGAUGUCGGCCGAACAAUCUCUGAUGCCACCACGGCAAAUGGGCAGAUGAGCAACGAUGCCUGCACAACGUACUGCUACAACAAGGGUUUCUCCUACGCUGGUACCGAGUACUACAAUGAAUGCUACUGCGGUAAUGCCUUGGCCAAGGACGGUGUUCUCGCCAACGAGGCCGACUGCUCAACGCCAUGCAGCGGAAACGCUACUCAGCCUUGUGGAGGCCCCAACCGACUGUCGUUAUAUCAGACGUCCCUCAUUUUGGGCCCCUCUGUCAACCCCGGUGUUGGCGACUGGAGCAGCAUUGGGUGCUACUCAGAGGGAACCACUGGCCGUGCUCUCACGUACGGAAUCGGAAGCAUUCCUGGUGGCGAGAUGACCGUUACCAAGUGCACUGCUGCUUGCGCUAAUGCUAACUUCAUCCUCGCUGGUGUCGAAUACUCUGGCGAAUGCUUCUGUGGCAGCACCAUCUCCAACGGCGGUGCCCCUGCCGUCGAUGGCUGCAACAUGCUCUGCAACGGCAACUCUUCUGAGUAUUGUGGUGGCCCCAACCGUUUGAAUGUCUACGACUUCCAGCACCAGUACAAGCCUCUUCCCACCUCAACAUCUACCCCUGCGCCAACAGGUGCUUCGACCUCCAGCUCAAGCACCAGCACUUCCUCGAGCACUGCUGUUUCCUCUUUCAGCAGCGCAAUCUCCUCGUCUAGCAGCGUAGUCUCCUCGUCCAGCAGCGCAGUCUCCUCGUCCAGCAGCGCAGUCUCCUCGUCCAGCAGCGCAGUCUCCUCGUCCAGCAGCGUGGUUUCCUCUUCUAGCAGUGUUGUAUCUUCUUCCAGCACUGUUGUCUCUUCCAGUUCUUCCUCCAGCAGCUCCGCGACCCCCACCCCGACUGGCCCCAGUCAACCCGCGACUGUCGGUGUUUGGAAGUGGUAUGGCUGCCAGACUGAAGCUACCAACGCCCGUGCUCUCAGCGCGAAGACAACCGCUUCUGACGACAUGACUUUGGAGAAGUGUGCUGCUUUCUGCGAUGGAAACACCUUCUUCGGUGUCGAAUACUCUCGCGAGUGCUGGUGUGGUAACUCGUUUGCCGCUGGCUCAGUCGCUGCUCCGUCUAGCCAGUGCUCCAUGAAGUGCAUGGGCAACCAGUUCCAGUACUGCGGAGAGGGCAAUCGCCUUUCUGUCUACACCAUUGGAAGCGCAACUCAGUCUUCGUCCUCAUCCUCGUCAGCUUCAUCUUCAACUGUCAGUGGCUCAGUGACUGGUGCCGCUUCAUCUACCAGCUCUACAGCAGCUCCCGCUGCCACUGGGUUCCCCACUGGCUGGACUAACCAGGGCUGCUGGGUCGACAACCUGAAAGGCCGCAUUCUUCCCAACCAGCUUCAAGACGACCCGGCAAUGACCCUCGCUUCCUGCGCCAAGGCCUGUUCCGAUGCCGGUUACACUGUCGCUGGUGCCGAGUAUCACACUCAGUGCUUCUGCGGUAACGCCAUCUACAACGGCGGUGCUGUGGCAUCUGACCCGACAUCCUGCAACACUGCCUGUGGAGGUAAGGCCUCCGAAAUGUGCGGUGGCGGUAAUCGUAUGACCAUCAUCUCCAAGGGCACUCCUCAGACAUACGCUCCGCCCGUUCCCCAGAGAAGCGGCUUCAACGGAAGCUGGACCUACCAGGGCUGUGUUCAGGACAAUGUCGGAGCUCAGCCUAACCCGCGUACCUUCUACUGGCAGAACCUGUUUCCCGGUACCAUGACGGCCGGUAUGUGCUUGGACAGGUGCGCCGAGUACGGAUACAUGGCAGCCGGACUCGAGUAUGGUGAAGAAUGCUACUGUGGUGACCCUGCCAAUAUCGUCACCCAGAAGGCCGCCUUUGUCGACGACUCUGAGUGCAACAUUGUUUGCCCUGGAAACCGCAGCUCCAUCUGCGGUGGUGGUGCUCGCCUCUCGACCUACUUCUGGACUGGCACUACGCCUCUCUACUCAUGGAACUUCGGUACCGAUGCUGCCAGUGCCGGUGUCUACGAGAACCUUAUUGGCGGUGUGACCAUUCCCCUGAUGACGAUGGAGACCAUCACCGGCAAAGUUUCCUUCCUCGAGAAGUUCGGCACUGGCCCGCCCAACUCUACCGGCGCUUACGAGCUCGACCUUUCCCUCGUCCCGGAUAUCAGCAAAGCCUGGAGAGAGAUGCACGUCAAGACCGACAUCUUCUGCUCUGCCGGCAUCACCCUUCCUGACAAGGCUGGUCGCCAGCUCAACAUUGGUGGAUGGUCUGGUGAUUCUACCUACGGCGUCCGCCUGUACUGGCCCGAUGGCAAGCCUGGAACCCCUGGCACCAAUGACUGGCAGGAGGACGUUACCAACCUCCGCCUGCAGGAUGGCCGCUGGUAUCCCUCUGCUAUGAUCAUGGCCAACGGUUCCAUCUUCGUCAUCGGUGGUGAGGAGGGAUCCAACGGCCGCGCUGUGCCCACCAUCGAGCUUCUACCCAGCACUGGCACUAAGCCCUUGUACAUGGAUUGGCUCGCGCGCACUGAUCCCAACAACCUGUAUCCCUUCGUUGCCGUUCUCCCCAGUAAGGACAUCUUCGUUGCGUACUGGAACGAGGCUAGAAUUCUUGACCACGUCACCUUCAACACCAAGACGAUUCUCCCCAACAUCCCUGGUGCUGUCAACAACCCCAAGGGCGGUCGCACUUAUCCUCUUGAGGGAACUGGUAUUCUUCUUCCCCAGCACGCUCCCUACACUGACCCGCUUGGCGUUCUCAUCUGCGGUGGUUCUACCGAGGGUCCUGCUACUGCCAUGGACAACUGCGUUUCCAUUGAGCCCGAAGGCACCAACCCUAAGUGGGUGAUUGAGCGUAUGCCCUCGCGUCGUGUCAUGUCCUGCAUUGCCCCCCUUCCUGAUGGAACUUACCUCAUCAACAACGGUGCUCAGCACGGUGUUGCUGGGUUCGGUCUCGCCAACGACCCCAACCUCAAUGCUCUUCUGUACGACCCCUCGGAGAAGAUUGGCCAGCGCAUCACAGUCAUGGCCAACACCACCAUUGCCCGCCUUUACCACUCUGAGUCUAUCACUCUUCUUGACGGUCGCGUUCUCGUCAGUGGUUCUGACCCCGAAGAUGGCGUCAACCCCCAGGAGUACCGUGUCGAGGUCUUCAAGCCUCCUUACCUCACCUCCGGCAAGACUCGCCCUACCUUCACCAUCGCCAACACGGACUGGACCUACGGCCAGCAGAUCUCUGUCAGCCUUGGUCACGCCCCCCUUAACGGCGACAUCACGGUCUCCCUCCUCGGUGCUGUGGGAUCGACGCACGGUAACUCAAUGGGUGCUCGCACUCUCUUCCCCGCUGUCACCUGCGGGCCUACCACCUGCACCGUCACAGCACCUCCCAACGCCGGUAUCGCCCCUCCGGGCUGGUACCAGUUCUUCGUCCUCGACGGCGGCAUUCCCGCUGUCGGUGUCUAUGUCCGCAUCGGUGGCGAUCCCGCCAGCCUGGGCAACUGGCCGCAAGUCUCCGGCUUCAAGGUGCCUGGUGUCUAA